Loa loa (African eye worm) is the source of this 489-nucleotide messenger RNA. RefSeq lists its product as hypothetical. The transcript is spliced from 5 exons. NCBI's taxonomy places the organism in Eukaryota, Metazoa, Nematoda, Chromadorea, Rhabditida, Onchocercidae. The annotation marks the transcript as partial. The record is from RefSeq and is a predicted model, not a curated record.
GAAGUAAUCACUGGAUAUAAUUUACGUAUUACACCUGGGCCAGAUGAGGAAAUACCUAUCCCAUCACCAAAACAACAUCAUGCAACAGAAAAUAGUUUCACUUUGGAAAGAGUUUCGCGAGAUUAUGGUGUUGACAUUUCCGAAUCACAAAUGAAUAGUAUAAAAAAGCGUGCUCGAUCGGAAACUCCACGACGAAUGAUUAAUAUUGAGAGUUCACCAACUAGUUCACCAGCAAUUUGCGCAUUUUGUUCGGAAAGUAUCGAAGGUCCAAUUGUAACAGCAUUAGCACCCAAUUCAUAUUAUGCGCAAAAGUUCCAUCCCUAUCAUUUCAUGUGCACUUAUUGUCAAAAGGCAUUAAAUCUACGUGGAACAUAUCGAGAACAUGAACGAAAACCGUAUUGUCAUGAAUGUUUUUAUCGUUUAUAUAAUGGUCUCAUAUACUCGCCAGAUGAAAAACAAGCCAGAAUUGAAAAAUUAAUUUAACUGUUC